Aspergillus ibericus CBS 121593 is the source of this 1125-nucleotide messenger RNA. RefSeq names its product deoxyhypusine synthase. The record is from RefSeq and is a predicted model, not a curated record. Gene Ontology annotation, biological process: peptidyl-hypusine biosynthetic process. The transcript has 2 exons. Gene Ontology annotation, molecular function: deoxyhypusine synthase activity. Lineage: Eukaryota; Fungi; Ascomycota; Eurotiomycetes; Eurotiales; Aspergillaceae. Gene Ontology annotation, cellular component: cytoplasm. The coding region runs from base 1 to 1125 and encodes 374 amino acids.
AUGUCUUCCCACGAAGCUGCGGGAAACGCCCCUCCCUCCGCCGUCAUGGAUGCGGUUCUGGUGGCCUCGGAGCCCGUGCCUGAGGGUACCCAGAAGGUUAGCGGCGUGGACUUCGACCGCUUCCAGGGCCGUGAUAUCACGGUCGCGGAGAUGGUGGACAACAUGAAAUACAUGGGGUUUCAGGGUAGUGCGGUCGCCGAAGCUGCCCGCAUCGUGAACGACAUGCGAGCCUAUCGCCAUCCAGAAUCCGGCGAGAAAACGACCAUCUUCCUCGGAUAUACCUCCAAUCUGAUCUCGUCCGGCCUCCGAGACACCAUCCGCUACCUGGUUCGCAACCGUCAUGUCUCCGCCAUUGUCACCACGGCGGGCGGAGUGGAGGAGGAUCUCAUCAAGUGCUUGGCUCCAACCUAUAUGGGCUCCUUCACCGCUCCCGGUGCUGGGCUUCGGGCCAAAGGAUUGAACCGGAUCGGCAACCUUAUCGUACCGAAUAGUAACUACUGUGCUUUUGAGGACUGGUUGAUUCCUAUUCUGGAUAAGAUGCUGGAAGAGCAGGAGGCGGCUAAGAAGAAGGCACUGGAGACGGGCGAUGAGGAGGACGAGUUGCAUUGGACCCCCAGCAAGAUCAUUGAACGCCUGGGCCGUGAGAUCAACCACGAAGACUCCGUGCUGUACUGGGCGGCUCGUAACAAUAUCCCGAUCUUCUGCCCCGCCCUCACCGACGGCUCUCUGGGCGAUAUGCUCUACUUCCACACUUACCGGUCCUCUCCCCAACGGCUGCGGGUAGAUAUCGUUGAUGACGUGCGUCGCAUCAACACCAUGGCCGCCCGGGCCGCCCGUGCGGGCAUGAUUAUCCUCGGCGGAGGAAUCGUCAAACACCACAUUGCCAAUGCCUGUCUGAUGCGGAACGGAGCCGAGCAUGCGGUAUACAUCAACACGGCGCAGGAAUUUGACGGCAGUGAUGCGGGGGCCCGACCGGACGAGGCAGUGAGCUGGGGUAAGAUCAAGGCCGAUGCCAAGGCCGUCAAGGUCUAUGCGGAAGCAACCGUGGUCUUCCCCCUCAUUGUCGCCGCCUCAUUUGCACGAGCCAGUGAGGAGGCCCCCAACGGUGAAGCGUCUCAGAACUGA